This is a messenger RNA of Rhopilema esculentum, 2181 nucleotides long. NCBI's taxonomy places the organism in Eukaryota, Metazoa, Cnidaria, Scyphozoa, Rhizostomeae, Rhizostomatidae. The record is from RefSeq and is a predicted model, not a curated record.
ACAAAAUGUGAAAUUGAAUUGGUUUUGAGAGCCAACAAUUUGGUGGUAAACAAUAAUCAAAGUUCUUCUGUCAUUCUAACUGAUGAAAUAAAAAGAGAAUUUGAUGACUUUUGGGAAAGGCACAAACUGUAUCCUCUUAAAGGAAGAAAUGAGAUACUUGCAUCAUUUUGUCCACAGAUAUUUGGUCUUUAUCUUGUGAAGUUGUCUGUAGCCCUCACAUUAAUAGGAGGAAUUCAGAGACUCAGUAAAAGUGGCACGAGAGUAAGAGGUGAAUCACAUUUGCUGCUGGUUGGAGAUCCAGGCACUGGGAAAUCACAGUUUCUUAAAUAUGCAACUAAACUGAUGCCUCGAUCUGUGCUUACAACUGGAAUUGGCACUACAAGUGCAGGAUUGACUGUUACUGCUGUUAAAGAUUCAGGGGAAUGGCAACUAGAGGCUGGGGCACUAGUUCUUGCUGACGGGGGUCUCUGCUGCAUUGAUGAAUUUAACUGCAUCAGGGAACAUGAUAAAGCCUCCAUUCAUGAAGCAAUGGAACAACAGACGAUAAGUGUAGCAAAAGCUGGACUUGUCUGCAAGCUUAAUACCAGAGCUACAAUUUUGGCAGCGACAAAUCCCAAAGGAAAUUAUGACAGUGAAGAACCUUUGAGUGUUAAUGUGGCAUUGGCAAGCCCUUUGCUCAGUCGAUUUGACAUUGUGUUGGUUUUACUGGACAACAGAAAUGAAGAUUGGGAUAAGUAGGAUUUUUCUUUUUAUACUUUAUUGUAUAAAGGCUAUUUAUUUUUCAAGAGUAUUUAUGUAAAUGAUAUCCUCAAGUGUUUGAUGGACAGUACUGACAUAAAUAUGUAUUUUGUAAGAAUGCAUGUUUCCUUUCAAGGGAAUAUUUUUUAAGUGAUAGAGCCUUAUUGUGUAAUUGACUUUUGCCUAGAUUCAAUAUGCACCUGGAGAACACUGUAAGACAACAUCUAUUUGUGUUGUCUAUUUCAAAACAGGGACAAUAUUCUCGUUAGAGAGGCACUAAACUAACACAUGUAUUAAAAGAUGUAACGAAGAGUUUUACAUGUUUUAAUUUAAAUUCCCUGCAACAAAUUUUACGUUUGACUGAGCGUUAGUACGGAAAACCUGGUGAUAGUUUCUCUGAUAAGCCCUGUAACGGGUGUUGAUGCUACUACCUAUAUUAUAUAAAAAAUAUUUCUGAAUUUUCUAGCAAACAAUGUAUUUGUUGGGCAUUGUGCCAGACAUCCGAUGAGCUUUUAAGGUUACGGUAAACGUUUUGAACACGAAAAUUGGUUUUUCCUUCCUAAAGGCCAAACGGCUCAAGGAAUCAGGAUAAACUAUAUAUCAUUCGAUGCACAAGAUUAUGGCGUAUCUAGCCAGAUAAAAAUUAUUGGCAAAUAAUGUUAAAUGUUAUUUUCCAUGCGAAUUUACUGGUCAAAAAGUGUACCACCUUCAAAAGCUAUUAUGUAUCCUUGCGUUUGAGGUAACAAAAUCUGACUUAGACCAGCAGGAAGUGCAGGACCUAAGCUACCAAAGUGUGUCUCAGAUUUUCUAAAUUCCUCCUCUUCUUGAAACUAUACCCUGUCAAAAAUUGGCAAAUAAUUUUUCCACCCUCCGGCAGCUGUAUUUGGGUAUAAAAGACGGACCAGAGAAAAUAAAAAAAUUUUGAGACACAUUUUGUUUGCCCAACGUCUGCCCUGGCCGUGUGCAAAUUUUCGAGCCAUUCGAUUGGUUCCUUGGGUACAUAAUAGCUUUUUCGUACCUUCAUGUAGAGGAAUUUCGAGUCCGGAGAAAACGGGAUUUUAGUGAUCGCACUUGCAAGAUACACUCGUAAGCCACAGUGUAAUCCGGGUCAAGUCACUUAAAGAUUUAAGAUCAAUAAGCCUGUUUAAAUAAACACGGGCGUACAUUGGAUAUAUGGAUGUGCCAUGCGAUAUUGUAAAUGAGACAUGCGACCACAACCGCAAAGCAACGAUAAUCGGCUUAACAGGUCAAGAAAUUUUCAGGCCUCAACUAAAAGUUUUGAUAAAGAAAUUAUGGAAACAUUCGUUUACAUGGGAUUUUUUCCACUUUCAAAAUUUCUGUUUGUUUCAAAUUUGGUAUCAUUGUGUGCCUUGAAAGUUCGGCUACUUGAAUGUGAAAAAAUCGAAAAAAUGAUGUUUUCAUCCAGAAAACGUUUACCGUAAC